Messenger RNA from Daldinia loculata, 827 nucleotides. Its product is annotated as DUF1531-domain-containing protein. Gene Ontology annotation, biological process: protein transport. The transcript has a single exon. The record is from RefSeq and is a predicted model, not a curated record. Bases 240 to 713 code for a protein of 157 amino acids. NCBI's taxonomy places the organism in Eukaryota, Fungi, Ascomycota, Sordariomycetes, Xylariales, Hypoxylaceae.
CGCGGCAAGCAGGGAUUCUGAACCAUUCUUAUGGCUUAAAAAGUCUCACAAGCCUUGUACAUUUGCAUGUUUAUUUGCAUGUCAUUUAUCAUUGCCCCAUUACCGAAUACCUUUGAGGCAUUUGAUAAGAUAUUACGCAACAAUUCACCUCCCAGUUUCUUUCUUUUCCCUUUUUCUAUUCUUUCGAAUCGCCGAACAAUCUAUUUCACUACAACGAGAAAGAGAGCCAUCUGCCCAUCAUGUCGGAACUCAUAGAUCUAGUCGCCCAUCUAUUCGAUUCGAUAUCCGAGCUCUAUACGCUGGUUAGAGACCGCUUUAGCAAUAACAUCGCCGAGUCAUUUACGUCUAUGACGGCGAAGGAAUGGAUUCGGCUAGUCAUCAUCGUUGGUGCAUAUGCAUUAUUGCGACCGUAUAUCAUCAAACUCGGCGCCAAGCACCAAGAAAAGCAGCUCGAGAAACAAUUCGCAGAAGAAGAGGCAAAGCAAGCGGAAAUAUCGCCUAAUCAAUUACGCGGCGAAGUCGGUAUACCUGAGGAUAGCGACGACGACGAGGAGCAAGCGGAAACCACGGCUUCGGAUUGGGGAAAGAAGGCGCGGAAGCGCCAGAGGAACAUGAUAAAGAAGUUGCUGGAUGCCGAGGAGAAGAGACUCCAAGAGCUACAAGAAGACGAAGAGGAUAAGGAUAUUGAACAGUACCUAGUAGCAGACGACUAGGUAGUUGUACCACGUAGCAAGAGAAUAUCGACAUGCUUCGUUAUCCGUUAUCCGUAGCUAGAAUAGCAACAAAAAAAAACUACCUAUUAUUGGGCAAUCGAAUAUUUAUUGACC